Odobenus rosmarus divergens (Pacific walrus) is the source of this 618-nucleotide messenger RNA. Its product is annotated as polyamine-modulated factor 1. Gene Ontology annotation, biological process: chromosome segregation. Gene Ontology annotation, cellular component: MIS12/MIND type complex. The coding region runs from base 1 to 618 and encodes 205 amino acids. Lineage: Eukaryota; Metazoa; Chordata; Mammalia; Carnivora; Odobenidae. The transcript has 5 exons. The record is from RefSeq and is a predicted model, not a curated record.
AUGGCCGCAGCGCGCAGCGUCAACGCAGAGAGCGGCCGUGAGGAAAAGGGGCCUGAGGGGUCGUGUCCGGAAUCAGGGCCCCCCGGCGCCACCAUCCCGAGGGUGAAGCUCCUCGACACUCUGGUGGAUACCUUCCUCCAGAAGCUGGUCGCCGCCGGAAGCUACCAGAGAUUCACUGACUGUUAUAAGCACCUCUACCAGCUGCAGCCUGAGAUGACACAGCGAAUCUACGACAAGCUCGUCACCCAGUUGCAGACAUCUGUCCGGGAGGAAAUCUCUGAGAUCAAAGCGGAGGGGAACCUGGAAGCGGUCUUGAACUCCUUGGACAAGAUCGUGCAAGAAAGCAAAGACCGCACGGAGCCGGCCUGGCGCCCCAGUGGGAUCCCGGAGGAAGACAUGCGCAGCGCCCUGGUGCCCUACUUCCUGCAGCAGCGGGAUGCCCUGCAGCGCCGUGUGCACAGACAGGAGGCCGAGAACAGGCAGCUGGCCGAGGCCGUCCUGGCCGGGCGGGGGCUGGUGCAGGAGCUGCGGCGGCAGGGCAGGGCGCGGCAGCAGGCCUGGCAGGCCCUGCGCAGAGAACAGAUGGAGCUGCUGGGUGUGCUGGGGGAGCCCGAGUGA